This is a messenger RNA of Styela clava, 1451 nucleotides long. The record is from RefSeq and is a predicted model, not a curated record. Lineage: Eukaryota; Metazoa; Chordata; Ascidiacea; Stolidobranchia; Styelidae.
UACCCGACAUGGAAUGGUAACCGGACGAGAGGCCGCGGUUCGCGAUAUGGUUAAGCCAUCGUAUCAGCUUUCCUUUCUCCCGGGAUGAAUAUGUAAAUCUUAUCCUAUGCUCCUAGAAUGAGGUUUUGCUGUUUAAGAGAUGCUCAAUUUACUAUUUACAGAGAAAUAACUAUAUUGGUGUUUAAUCUAAAAUGUUGGUGAAAAUUUAAAAUCCUCAAAUCUUGUUUAAAAAUAUUUCUUCUACUUACAGAUAUAGUUAUAAGAAAUAACUAGUUUUGUUACUAACAUUAUAAUGGCUUCAAAUACUUCGGACGAGUACAGCUUAUGGGAAACAGAUGGAAAAAUUGAUCAACCACUAGAGGGGGUAUCUGUGGGGAGUAGCUCAAACGAUGGUAAAACUCACACUUUCACGAAAUUUCCAUCAUCUGCGGUCGAUGAAGAAGAUGAUGAGGAGACUGGUGGCGAUUCCGCAAAGUUGGUGAAUAAGAAAUCGUCGCCGAUAUGGAGUUUCGAUUUCUACAAGGAAUUAUUUGAUGUCGAUACGUACGUUGUUCUGGGAAGAAUCAAAGGUUCAGUUCUGCCUAUUCCGAGCGCUGAUUACCAUAGGAAUUAUAUCGGUGGAAAUCCCGAUGUCUAUGGGCCUUUCUGGAUCUGCGCAACGCUUGUUAUGACGAUAGCUAUAUGUGGGAAUUUGACAACCUAUUUCAACAACUUCUCUGACGUGAAUUACAACUAUAAUCCGGAAUUUCAUCGUCUCGUAAUUGCGAUGGUGAUCGUUUACGGAUACACUUUUCUGAUCCCAUUAGUCAUUCGUGGAAUAUUAUUUUUCACAAAAAUGCAAGCCAGUUAUGGGUACCUCGACAUUCUAUGCUUAUACGGUUACUCGAUGUUCAUGUUCAUCCCUCUCUCGUUUCUACUUCUGAUUCCGAAUUGCACGGUUGAGUGGAUUCUUGUUGUCAUAACAGCGGUUAUUUCUGGCAUGGUGAUUCUCGUUAGCCUCUGGCCGAAAAUGCGCGAGGAAGGAACUAAACGAACAAUGAUUAUACUGGCAGUUGUUUUCGUCCUACAUUUUGCUUUUUCACUCAGUUUUAGAUUAUAUUUUUUCAGCUCAAUUAAGUGUUCCCCCUGGAUGGAUAGUAGUAAUUCUACUGUAGUGAACAACACCACCCAACCUGCUAUAAUUGCAACCACUCAUAUUGGCACCAUCGCCGCUUAAAUUUUUCGUUUCGUAUAUGCAAAAUACCAUGUAUGAGAAACAUUACCAGAGGUUUUUACUCUGGCAUUCAGGAAAAUUUUCAACACAGAGUUGAGGUCAAUUGUAAAUUUUGGUCUAGUAGUAUAUUGCAUGUCUUCACAACCCUGUGCCAUAUUCAUUCAGUACUUCAAAUUUUCCAAAUUAAAACUACUUGGUAGCCUACAAUUUUCCACAAUUUUAUUUUUUCAUUGUUCGC